Molecule: messenger RNA, 942 nt
Organism: Alternaria ventricosa
Lineage: Eukaryota; Fungi; Ascomycota; Dothideomycetes; Pleosporales; Pleosporaceae
Exons: 6
Coding region: 1-942 (313 amino acids)
Molecular function (GO): O-methyltransferase activity
Source: RefSeq, a predicted model, not a curated record
AUGGCCUCUGACGCCCUGUCCCAACCCAAAACCCUCCUAGCCGCCGCCCCAACCCUCCGCGCUCAACUCAGCAACACCGAGCGCCUCCAACUCAGCGGUCUAGCCGAAGCGCUUAGGAACGAAUUGGAAAGACCAGAUGAAGCUGUCUUCCGGGUGACGUUUAAUGAGUCUGGUCAUUAUCUCGCUAUUCGACUCGCUUUGCAGUGGGGAGUUUUCGAGGCGUUGGGUGAUGUUGGUGAGAAGGGCGUGUCGUGUGAGCGGAUUGCUGAGGGUGCGGGGGCGGAUGCAAGAUUGGUUGCACGCUUCCUACGCCAUCUAGCAGCAAACGGCACGAUCCGUGAAGUCGAUGUCGAUACCUACGCGAGCACUCGCCUCUCAGCUUCUUUGAGACAAAAGUCGUUUAAAGAUGCUAUACACUUCAUGUUCGACGACUUCUACAACGAGGUGCUACUUGUUGACAUCGGAGGCGGCGAUGCGGGUGAUUUAGGCCUGUUGAGAGAAGCGCUUGGAGGAGAUGUUAAGGGCCGGCUUGUGCUCCAGGAGUUGGAGCAUAUUGUCGAUAGGAGCGAGCAAGAUGGUUUUGAAGCACAUGUGGGGGAUUGGAAUGAGGUUCAGCCGAUUAAAGGUGCGAGAGCAUAUAUGCUCCAACACGUCCUCCAUGACUUCAGUAGCGAUGACUCAUGCCGACGCAUCCUGCGCAAUAUCGUCCUCGCUAUGAAGCCCGGUUACUCCACGCUUCUCAUCAAAGAGCUUCUCAUACCCGAUCGAAACGCACCGUGGGCAUUUACGGCCAUGGAUGUCAACGUCAUGCAAUCGCUUUCAGGUCAAGAGCGAACUGAGUCGCAGUUUCGCGAAUUACUCGAGUCGGUGGGACUCAAGAUUGAGGGUAUCUGGAGUCAUGAGAACGCGUUGGACGUGGUUAUUGAAGCCUCUCUGCCGUAA